This is a messenger RNA of Brachypodium distachyon (stiff brome), 587 nucleotides long. RefSeq names its product 60S ribosomal protein L39. Gene Ontology annotation, biological process: translation. The coding region runs from base 134 to 289 and encodes 51 amino acids. The record is from RefSeq and is a predicted model, not a curated record. Lineage: Eukaryota; Viridiplantae; Streptophyta; Magnoliopsida; Poales; Poaceae. Gene Ontology annotation, molecular function: structural constituent of ribosome. Gene Ontology annotation, cellular component: ribosome; cytosolic large ribosomal subunit. The transcript has 3 exons.
CUAAACCAGCCCAUUGGGCCCAUCAAGCGCUCCUCUGUACUAGUAUAUAAACUCUCGCUGCUUCCAUUUGCCCUUUCCUCCGAUCCAAAGGUUUCGUCGCGCCGCCGCCGCCUCCUUUCCACCCGCCGCCGCGAUGCCGUCGCACAAGACCUUCCGGAUCAAGCAGAAGCUGGCCAAGAAGAUGCGCCAGAACCGCCCCAUCCCCUACUGGAUCCGCAUGCGGACCGACAACACCAUCAGGUACAACGCGAAGCGCAGGCACUGGCGCCGCACCAAGCUCGGGUUCUAAGCAUGGAAGAGAGGCACCGGAUGCUGCUGCUGCUGCUUGGAGAAGGAUCUAGGGUUUAUGAAUUGCCUGAUAAUACGAUGUUUCUGUAAGCUAGCAAGUGAUGACGUAAUGCUGCUUUUAAUAUUUUCCAUGUGUUUUUAAGAGAUUCUUAGUUGUGCUUGUAGCGUACUUGGUAUCAUCAUAUUUUGCUGAUUAAAGCACCACUUUUAUCCUGCUGAGGUACUGUAUUGUACCUGGGUGUCUUCAGCAAUUGAUCCUCAAUUUGCCUAAUUUGUUUAAGUAUGCUUGUUUGUCUGAA